This is a messenger RNA of Gymnodraco acuticeps, 874 nucleotides long. Its product is annotated as atrophin-1-like. The record is from RefSeq and is a predicted model, not a curated record. NCBI's taxonomy places the organism in Eukaryota, Metazoa, Chordata, Actinopteri, Perciformes, Bathydraconidae.
GAGGGGGAGGAGGGAGGAGCAGCUGGAGGCUCAGAAGAGAGGAGGACGAGCAUGAAGGAGCUUCACUGAGCAGCAAACACACAACGCAGCGAUGGGAAACUCGGACAGUCUCGUCGUCUCUCCGGCUGUAUCCUCCGCCUCGCUACGUUUCUCCUCCAGGAGGGAGGAGCUGCCGUCGGCCCGAAGCUGGUGGAGGAGUCAGGGAGUCAGUGGGAGGAAGGGGAGGACGAACACCCCCCAAAACACCUUCAUUCCCAACAAGACCUUCCCCCCCAACAACACCGUCACCCCCAAAAACUCCUUUACCCCCAACAACACCUUCACCCCCAACAUCACCUUCACCCCCCCACCUUGCACCUCCUGGAGCUACCAGUCCGGAGCAGCCUCUCCUGAAAGGCGGCACGCUGGGCUCUUCUCUGGGGGGAGUAACGGGGCUGGAGGGGGGGGUGGCUCCCCCAAAGUGCUGCUCACUAAAGACGGCAGUAACAACAGCUCGCUCAGCUCCGACGGGUCCUGGUUUGAUUCCCCAUGGGGGGGGGAGCUGACGGACAACCCCCCCUCCACCACCUUCUCCUCGGGGGACAGCGGCCUCGGAGACUCUCUGAUCCUGAUCCCUGUGUUGAAGACUCUGAAACCCCCAUGGCCCCCGGUAGACCCCCAAAUAUCUCAUUUAUUACUGACCCCCCCUCCUUCCCCACCUCGAUGGAUGCCUCUUCUUCUUCCUCCUCCUCCUCUUCGUCAGCGCUGGUGUUGCAGUGUAACUCCCCCCCCCCCCGCUGCCGCCCCUGGGAACAGCCGCAAAGACUUCCUGAAGAGCGUCCGCCGCCUCAGCGACUGGACAGGAAGUCUGACCCGGAAGAAGAGGAGGGUCCAG